AUGGCGGGAAGGAUCAUAUAUGUUUUAGUGAGGUGCUUGUGUGAGGAUUGGCAUUCGGUUGCCGUACUGUUGGUGGGCAUGUUGGGCAACGUGGUAGAUCAAAAACGCGGAAGACACAGAAACGGGAAACUUAAAUCGCAGAAAGAGGACUAUUUCAGGAAGAAUUCAGUGUUGGAGGAUGCGAAUUGUAACCAUAAAAUCACUGACUAUUUCCCGGUUCGCAGGAGUGGCCGAAAGACAGGAAAACAACUUGAGAAAGAAGAGCACGAUGCGAUCGAGCAAGCAGUCUAUUCGGGUAUUAAUGAGAAAUUUCUUCAAAUAUUCGAAAGCAAAGAAAAGGGUCGUGGCAUAAGAACACUGAAACGAUUCAAUAAGAAUGAAUUCGUUGUCGAAUAUAAAGGUGAAAUGAUUGAUAUAAGUGUUGCGAGAGCUCGCGAGAAAAAAUAUGCAGAAGACGCAAGUAUUGGUUCGUUCAUGUAUUACUUCAAAUACAAGAAUAAACAUUUCUGUGUGGAUGCAACCGAAGAAACUCCGCAUAAAGGCAGACUUAUCAAUCAUUCAAUUCUUCAACCAAAUCUUAAAACAAAGGUGUUAGAGUUGAAUGGAUCACAACAUCUUGUUUUGAUAGCAAAGAGGGAUAUCGAAAUUGGAGAAGAGUUAUUAUACGAUUACGGGGAUCGUUCACCGCUUACCGUCGCAAAUAAUCCGUGGUUGUUGAAUUCGUAA
This is a messenger RNA of Anisakis simplex (herring worm), 726 nucleotides long. NCBI's taxonomy places the organism in Eukaryota, Metazoa, Nematoda, Chromadorea, Rhabditida, Anisakidae. The record is from the annotation of a GenBank genome assembly.